Phialemonium atrogriseum is the source of this 180-nucleotide messenger RNA. RefSeq lists its product as uncharacterized. Lineage: Eukaryota; Fungi; Ascomycota; Sordariomycetes; Cephalothecales; Cephalothecaceae. The annotation marks the transcript as partial. The record is from RefSeq and is a predicted model, not a curated record. The transcript has a single exon.
GGGUGGCCUGCUGCAGGAGGUGUCUGGGUUCUUAAGACAAGCCAUCGCGAUGUCCUUUAUCGGGGUCUAGGUCGGAUCGGAAACGCCCGCGACAUGGAGGAGCGCUGUUGCCUAAUCAAGCGGUUUGGUGGGAUCUUUUAUGAAAACCCUGCCGAUUGUCCGCAUCUUGAUUUGGCUUAG